AAUUAAUGUGUUGCUGCUGUGGGAAGGAUGGUAUAUGUAAAUGUUGCUGCCGGUGCUGCGGUAGAUGCUGCAGCAAUAUUGGUAAAUGCUGCGGUAAAUGCUGCAGCAACUGCGGUAAAUGCUUCAGCAACUGCGGUAAAUGCUGCGGUAAAUGCUUCUGUUUCUGUUGCGGCGAAGAAUAUCCGGGGAAUGGUGAAAGUCGGAAUCUCUUUAACCAUCUCUGCCGGGUAAUCUCCUGCGGCCUAAACAUCUUCGGCCGCAUUGUUUGGGUGGCGGAGCACCUCUGUUGCUGUUGUCCAUGUGCCAAAGGGGUGACUUCAAUUGGGAAACCCAGCUUGGAAAUGGCGAAGAAAGUUCAGUCAACCGUGAAGCCCAAAUAGUAUUGGUUCUCAAGUAGCUGCAAUCAAGUGGCGUGUGUGUUCUUCAGCUGAUGAAGUGAAUUGUUCAAAACAACUUAUAUAUUAACCUUGUCACCGGUGCAGUUGCUGGUCACCGCCACCCGCGGAAGAAGAAGUUUUUAUAUAUAAAGAGCGCCGGUCUUGAUGGCGCUUUUUAUAACAUUGUUUUUUGUUGCUUUUUGGUAUGUUUAAAUCCAAGUGAUCGUAUGUUCAACAUGUUAGUUUAUAUAUAGGGCAUGUCACAUGGUCGCAUCUCAGUCCGAU
This is a messenger RNA of Cuscuta campestris, 662 nucleotides long. The record is from the annotation of a GenBank genome assembly. Lineage: Eukaryota; Viridiplantae; Streptophyta; Magnoliopsida; Solanales; Convolvulaceae.